This is a messenger RNA of Daphnia pulicaria, 1670 nucleotides long. RefSeq lists its product as uncharacterized. Bases 25 to 1587 code for a protein of 520 amino acids. Gene Ontology annotation, molecular function: extracellular matrix structural constituent; protein binding. The transcript is spliced from 7 exons. The record is from RefSeq and is a predicted model, not a curated record. Lineage: Eukaryota; Metazoa; Arthropoda; Branchiopoda; Diplostraca; Daphniidae.
CAGUACGGCUACUAGCCAAUUCUAAUGACAAUGGCUCGCUUCUUAUUUAUUGCAGGCAUUUUGGUGAUCGCUUGGUCGGAUUCUUCGACCAGUUCAGCCAUAUCAGUGGAGGAACAAGUGCGUCAGCUGAGAGAAAACUAUAUUCAAUUCAAGUAUUCCGCGGAAGCAAAAGACCAACAGAAUACCGAAAUCAGGGAAAUGUUAAUAACAAAAGUGGAUGCACUCGAAACAAAAGUUAUGCGUCUCGAGGCUCAAUUAGAGCAACAAAAUUCACUUCUUACAUCCCUACAAUCUAACGGUCAAACCCAUUACAAUUUGGUUUCAAACAAAACUCCCAGUCAGUCGACUUCAAAAAGUGCCAUCGGAAGAACCUGCCGAGAAGUUCGUGCGGCCGAUCCAGCGCUGGCUUCCGGCAUGUACUGGAUCGAUCCUGACGGUCAGGGUGUUGGAGAUGAUCCCAUCAACGUUUAUUGUAACAUGACAUCAGGUUCGACAUCCGUUUUACAUGACAGUGAAAUGGAGAUGGAUGUUGGGAAAUGCGCUGAUCCCGGAUGUUACUCGAGAGCAAUCAAUUAUCAAGCUACCACAAGGCAAAUGAUAGCCUUAUCUGAGCUGUCUAAUGAAUGCCACCAGUCCAUUAAAUACGAUUGCACCGCUGCCCCAUUUGAGAUCAACAACGUAGCCUAUGCAUGGUGGAAUGACAGAAUAGGAAAUCCGAAAUAUUUUUGGUCGGGCAGCAACAGCAGCAUCCACAUCUGUCAGUGCGGAAUCGAUCAAAAUUGCGUUGAAAGUUUUAUGCCGUGCAACUGCGAUUCCAGUCUACCAGCACCAUUUGUCGACAGCGGGAUAAUAACCGACAAGAGUGUUUUGCCAAUAACGCGUCUAAACUUUGGCAGAACGAUUUUGGAAUAUUCUUCCGGAGUACACACACUCGGCAGAUUCGAAUGUUCGGGACAAGUAGUAGUCGAAGGAAUGGCUUCUUCUUGUGAAGAUUUAUGGCGUAUAGGACAUACCUUGAGUGGCUUGUACUCCGUCAUGGGAGUUGCGAAAGUCGAAAAUAUUUACUGUGAUUUUACAAAGCUCCCUAACGAUGCAGGUUUCGAGAAGUGGAUUGGGUAUGCUGAUGUUAAAUCACUGCCCGUUUAUUUCUAUGUUCAGAGAAACAAUAGUUUUCCGAACGUAACAAAUAUUCCGCUCACCUUCGAUACUGCAAAACUCAACGUUGGAGACGCAAUGGAUUUAUCAACAGGAAUUUUUACCGCACCUCGAACAGGAAUUUAUUUUUUCUCCUUUACCGGGAUAGUGGUGUUUCCAACAUCGUCCUCUAUUAUACAAGGCCUUCGCGUAGGCUUGUAUUUGAAUGGUAAUCAAAUUGGAGUAGGCGAAGCCGAAGAUGCAAACACUAUAAAUGGUCAAAAUGAUGAAUUGUCUCUUCAAUCCACACUUAAUUUACAAGCAGGAGAUCAAAUCUGUGUUCAGAUUGAGCAAAUCCAAGGAGCAGGGGCAUUUCUCUUUGACUACCCUUAUCAUUUUACUCAUUUUAAUGGUUUGCUUUUAGAGGAAGAUUUGAAUUUAUUACUACAGUAGUAUUUACCGAUAACAGAAACAAUGUUUGGCUGGUCACCUAUCACGUCACCUAUUUCAAGCUGUAUUAGUUUUCCUUUCUCCCG